AUUUUAGAAUAUCUGAUUAAUCCAAGUCCUAAAUAUCUCAAGACUAUGAAUUAUUUAAUCUUUUAUUUAAAAGAAAUAAAAAACUUGAUUAUUAAAUUUAGUUCUAGCUUUAUUUUAUUUUAUAUAGCCAGUAAUACUAGUUUUGCUGAUAAUUAA
Aspergillus heteromorphus CBS 117.55 is the source of this 156-nucleotide messenger RNA. RefSeq lists its product as uncharacterized. Lineage: Eukaryota; Fungi; Ascomycota; Eurotiomycetes; Eurotiales; Aspergillaceae. The transcript has a single exon. The record is from RefSeq and is a predicted model, not a curated record. The annotation marks the transcript as partial.